Molecule: messenger RNA, 6456 nt
Organism: Archocentrus centrarchus (flier cichlid)
Lineage: Eukaryota; Metazoa; Chordata; Actinopteri; Cichliformes; Cichlidae
Gene: gas2l1
Product: growth arrest-specific 2 like 1
Exons: 5
Coding region: 480-3791 (1103 amino acids)
Biological process (GO): actin crosslink formation; regulation of microtubule polymerization or depolymerization; microtubule bundle formation
Cellular component (GO): stress fiber; cytoplasm; microtubule plus-end
Molecular function (GO): actin filament binding; cytoskeletal adaptor activity; microtubule binding
Source: RefSeq, a predicted model, not a curated record
GGCGGCGCAACAUGGGCUGAGCCUAUUCGCAGUGAAAUGAGCUGUGGACUCCGCGCUGCUGAGUGGUUUUGAUUUCAGUCUGCUCUGACUGACCGCCUCGGACACAGCUAUGGCGACACGUGGAUUUUUGUGGGUGAGAGGACCCACCGGCCACAGGGUGGAUUAACUGAUCGUCGCACGGGUGCGUGUCGGCGUCCAGCGCUGCUUCGGUUACUCUCUGGGACUCGGCGAUGCGUUCGUUAAAGGAAACGAAUUUCCCAGAUAUCCGGAAAACGCAUCCAUGCGCCACGGCCGCUCCGCAUCCCGAUGUGCUUCUGACAACACAAUGCCUGGCUUCAAGGAGCUUUCAUGGCACAUCGGCAUGGGUGCGUCCACACGGUUAUUUUGCUAUUCUUUGCGCAUGAGGCUUCGGAGCGCAGAUGUGCAAUGAGACUAUCAGGAAUUAUCAAGUAGACUUUAUUGAUACAUAAUCUGACAAUAUGGCUGAUCAGAGCAACAUCCAGUCCGCCGCAUCCAAGAGCAUCCGGCCCUUUAAAUCCAGUGAGGAAUACCUGUAUGCCAUGAAGGAGGAUCUGGCUGAAUGGCUGAACACCCUGUAUGAUCUAGAUAUCACUGCGGACACCUUUAUGGAAGGGCUGGAGACGGGCUGUGUCCUCUGUCGGCACGCCAACAAUGUGAACCGCGCCGCGCAGGAGUUCCAGCUGGAGUAUCCCGAGGCUGCACGGUCCAUGAAGGUGCCGUCUAAAGAUGUCGUCUUCCAGUUUCGCAAUGUUGUCCCUGGCUCGUUUGUGGCGCGGGAUAACGUGUCCAAUUUCAUCACCUGGUGCAGGCAGGAGCUAUGGAUUAAAGACGUCCUCAUGUUUGAGACAAACGACUUGGUGGAGAAAUGCAACGAGAAGAAUUUUGUUCUGUGUCUCCUUGAGGUGGCGCGACGUGGGUCCAAGUUCGGCAUGCUGGCCCCCAUGCUGAUCCAGCUGGAGGAGGAGAUCGAAGAGGAGAUCCGGGAUCAGGAGAGCCUGCAGAUCGAUGAAGGGGAGCCGGCUGAGCAGAGCUCGCCCAGCAGGCGUUUCAGUCGGAAGGAAAGCAUUAAGAGUGUGGAGGAUGAAGAAGAACCAGAUCCAGAGCCCUUCAUCUGGCAGCAGAAGAGAGUUUUAUGUGACAUGCGAAAUCUGGAUGAGUUGGUACGUGAGAUUCUGGGGCAGUGUUCCUGUCCAGCUCAGUUUCCUAUGAUCAAGGUGUCGGAGGGAAAGUACAAAGUGGGGGACUCCAGUGCACUGAUCUUCAUCAGAGUCCUUCGUACCCAUGUGAUGGUGCGUGUUGGAGGGGGCUGGGACACAUUAGAGCACUAUUUGGACAAGCAUGACCCAUGUCGCUGUGCUGCUUUUGCCCACCGCUACCAUCAGGCUAAAGCUAGUGGCCAAGGUCAGGGAGCCCAGAGCAAGUCCUCAAGCGCCCACUCCUCUCGCUCCACCAGCCCAGGUCCACACUGGCGAAACGAUGGCAUCGCACCCUACAAACUUUCUGACAGGCGGUCCCUGGAGCCCCUUUCUGCUCAGUGUGCCUCGUCUUCUCCCUCUGCGCGGCCAGGUCGAUCUCAGAACUCUUUAGAGCUCGACUCUGGUGCAGCACGUACUCUUCUCCCAAAGCCGCCACGAGAUCGCUCAGAACCCCGCCACUUUAAUCCUCUCAGGAAUAAGGAGACAAUUAUGCCAGUGACAAGACGUCUGUCUGGUGACAGUGACUCCUCUACGGCCUCCUCUAAGGGAGGAGGAGGAGGAGGAGGAGGAGGAGGAGGAGGAGGAGGGGGGCGGCAGUCUCUUGGAGGUGCUUCACGGCGCUCUGGUGAAGAAGUAGUGCUGCUCGUCAAUCGUAAGGAGGGGAAACAUAUGAUUGAGAGGCCUGCAGCUGGAAAUCAGACCCCAUCCCUGCGUCCCUCACUGCCUCGCGCACGCAGCCAGUCACGGGAACGUUCUGCAUUCAUGCCGAUACUCAGACCCAACCCACCUCAAGAUUCCUCUGAAGGAGUGCGGAUGCCUCGCACAGAGAGGGGCCGCUCCCUUGGAAAUGAAGGCCCGAGGAGGCUCCUUGGCCCACGGUCCCACAGUCAGAGUAAAUUAACCAGCCGUACUCGGUCUGGUGAUGCCAGUCCAGGACCCUCUCUCUCCUACAAGGAUCCUCAGCCCCCACCUUCAGAGAAACGAGAAGAUCUUCGGGCUAAACAAGUGCCCCCAUCCUCUCCCAGAAUGGGUGCUGGAUUCUCCAAAAGGCAGUCAUCCUCGUGUUCUAACUCGCCUAAUAAAGGGGCCCAGAGCAACAAUAGCAGCAGUCCCAGCAAGAAGACUAUAACUACUCCCAGACCUCCUGCCCCUCGUUCCCCCUCCAUAGGAAAAGGCAGAUUGCUGCCACCUGUCACAUCAGGGGGACGACGUUCACCACACUCAUCUCCUCGCAACUCGCAUCAUCACGCCGCCCGCUCCUCUCGGACCUCACAGGGUUCCCGGUCUGCUGGGAGAGGCCACCUUAAGAAUGCAUCUGGUCUGGAAUGCCAGGAGCCUGAGGAGGAAGGACUGGGCUUUGGCUUCCAGAUGCUGCCAGCCUUAGACCCCCAGAAGGAGCAGGAUCUUUAUCGCAGCUUUGAGGCCGAGUAUCUUGCCAAUACACAGCAGGCUAGAGGAGUGUCUAAUAAAGCUCCUGGUGGAGUGUCCAUACAGCGAGCUGGUACACAUUCAAUGGCAGCACUCACUGAUCCUAAUGUCACUGACUCUGCCUAUUCCUCUUCUAACUCAUCCACCUCCUCCUUGAAUGUGGGGGCCAAGAUGGGAACUCUUCCUGACCUCAGGGAAUCCAAGAGAAUUAACCCCCGUCACAUCUCACUGGAGGACCCCUUAAAUUUACUUUCUGGACACAAUUUCGGGGGACCACACAACUUUGGUCAAGGAGAGCCUGGGCACUGGGGGGAGUGUGGAGGUGGUCUCAAGAAGCUCCCAGCUAUCUCCAGCUCCAUGGAGGAAAGAGAAAUACCUCCGUCCCUGCCUGGAAUUCGAGACACAGAGUCAGACAGUUUGAUGAAUGACAUUUCUUCGCAACCUGCUUUCCAAUGUGGGAAUAUGAAUGGAGAACACAGAGGUUCUCCUCCUGAAGCGAGGAUGAUAGGUCAACAGAGUCCUCUUGGCUGGAACACACAGCCUCAAGGAGAUGUUCCACUGGAAAAUCAUCAGCCAAACUUACCUUAUGACAUGGAAAAUGGCGAUGGGAGUGUUGACCUCCCACCCCCUGAGGACUGUGCAUCAUCUCUGCCCCUUCCCCUCUCUGAGGACUGCUCUUUCCAGGAUUCCUCAAGUGAAAACUCUUCUAUGUGCUUCAGCUUGAGCGAAUCCCGCUCAGAGUCCCCUCCACCAACUUUACCCUUGACUAACGGGGACACAGAUGGAGAAAUGCUAGAGACUAAGAAAGGGCCAAAGAAAGCAAAUAGGGUCGACCCAAUCACUAAGCACAAACUGGGAGCUCGGUUCAGGCCUCGCACUGACAACAGGCCAGAAAAUGGCCCCUCACGUAUACCCACCCCCGUCAGCUACAGAGAGUUGCAGGCUCAAAACACUCUUUCCCCCUGCCACACCCCACCGCUGUCUCCUCAAAGCUCCCAUCCUGCUGGUCGUCAAGCCACAUGCAAGGGCCUGCAACAGGCCUUCACUGAUAUGAUCCAUCCUCAUCCUCAUUCCCCAGCCAUGGGCAACAAAGAUUGCUCCUACCCUGUACAGUCAGGCAGCGUGGACACUGAAGCUUGGAUGUAGCACAAAAUGAAACUAUGGAUGACCUAGAGGUUGUUGUCAUGAACUUUAACUACUGUGUGUAAAAAAAAAAAAAAAAGAAACAAAUUUGGGCUACAGACUGUUUUCACUGCAUGUCAAACACUCCUUUUUUCAUUUAGUUUUUCCCCUGAAUAACUGCAGAGGCUCACAUUGCUUUUUUUGCACUCAAGCCAAAUUAUUUAUUACCAAAGGAAUGGUCUUUAUAUUACUGUAAUUUUAAUGUGUGCAUGGGUAUGCUUUUGCCAAUCAUAGUCUUUCUUUUUUUUUUUUUACAAGUCACUAGUGAAAUCCUCACGGUUGAUAGACAGAAAUAGAAAGAGAGAGCAUAUGUGCUGCCAUGUGCCUCACUAAGGGGCAUGGUAAAGUGCCAGAGAUUUAAAGCUGCAACUCUAGAAACAAUGUAAACACUACUCCCUUAGUCAUGUGGACUGGCUCCCUCUUGUGGUUUGCCAUAGCAUCUCUGCUUGCCUUGAUAGUCAAAAUACUGGCAUGAUGACUGUGAUGUUUUCAGUCUGUCCACAUUAGUGGUCUCCAUGUAUGACUCAGUAUACUCACAUUACGAUAGUAACACUAAUCAGUAACAUAGACUAAGGUACACCCAUCAUUCUUCUGACUUUAUGAACAUUACACGGACUACAAAUUUCUGUACAGUUGUUUAAUGUUAUUAUUUAACUAUGUCAGCUUUUCAUAAUCAGCUGUUAUAGACAAAGAUAGAUGCUUUUUGUUUGAAUGCUUAAUGUCUUUUUAAGAUUAUGUUUAUUGCAGUAAAAUGUUUAAAAUUUACUUUAAAUCUAUUGAGUGUAAAAAUAUGAGGAGCUGAGGGGGGGGAGGUUAUAUAACUUUGUAUGAUUGUCACUGAAAUUAGAAAUUUUGAGUUCUUCUUGUGACCAAACUGUACUCUGGAAUCAAAUGCUAAGGGGAAUGAAUGUGUAAAUACAUGCUGAGAGUGGGUAUUUUGUAAAGAUGAGGCAUGGAAUGUACAGUUUAAUGUACAUAUUCACUGUAUUCAGUUCUGUGCAGCCUUAGCUAUGCAAUACCGGUGUUGAAAAUGCCUUGAAAAUUCCCUUUGCCUUAAAAUUUUUUCACAGUUUAAUUUUUUCCUUUUUUUUUUUUUUUUUUAAAUGUUUUUAGCUUAUCAUCAUUAAAAUCUAUUAGUUAACACUGCAUUGCCAUCUUUAAUGGUUUAUAAUGCUUGGACAGUUUAGGGGUGAAUGUGAAGAUGAAAAAAAAAAAGAAGAAGCAUUGCCAGCCAGUUUAAUUUAUGAAUUAUACUUGACGUGGAUGUACAAUUAAUGAAACAUAUAUAUAUAUAAUGUAUUUCCACUCAAUUCCCCUGGUUGUUUUCAAACAACAAAUGCCAGAUAACCUAUUUAGCAGAUGGAAUUCAAUAAUAUGGCACAAUUUAUAUCUAGUGGUAGAAAAAAAAGUUCUAUUCAAUAGUAGAAAAUGUUUUCUUGAUAUGAUACUCAUAUGUCCUGGUGCUGAUUAGAGCCAAUAAUAAGAAUAUGAUAUGGUAAGGUUUGAUGGUGGGUGUCUGCAUGUGUGCAGAAGUGCAUGAAUAAUGGAUACUGUAACUGGAUAUUAAGGCUACCUUGUGAAGCUUUUGCAUGGUUGUCAUCAGUAUGACAUUGCAGACUCCAGCUACAGAGCCCACAUUACUAGUUUUGUGGUAUUUAGCUGGUGUGAAAGGCAGUAAAGUUGGAAUAGUGGUGUCCUGUUUAGUACCCUGCAGAAACUAUACAAUCUCAAAAGCUUUUGGCUUUGAUUAAAGGAAAACUGGUGGGUGCUUUGCAUUCAUUUUAAUGAAUAUUUUCCACAGACUAUGGAGGCAAAGAAAAAGUUGAUAAAAUAGUUUUUGCUGGAUACUAACAGUGAAUGGAUUUGGAAUUGAGAGUGUUGAGAGUGUGCAUAUCUUUGUGUACAUACUAUAUGGGAAUAUGUACAGAUUUGGAGUAAAGACAGGAGUGGUGUUGGUCUAAUUUAUUUAUUUAUGAAAUGAACUUUCGUGGGCUCUAGUAUUUCCCAAGUUCUGCAAGUGAGUGUUUAGGGAAAUCCAAAUGAGACAGCAGACAGACAGAAUCCCUUGGAAAUGUUGCCAGUUAAAAACUAAAGUAAUUUGAAGGCAAACUGAACUUAUUUAUAUUGUUAAAGACACAGUUAUUUUAUCAUGUGCUGAAUCCUCACUGCUACAGAUGAUUUAUGAUGGACCAGUAUUGUUAAAGCUACACUGAUUCCAAUAAGUAGCUGGUUGUCACUUUGGCUUGUACAAACACAUUAUUAUAUGUAUUCUAAUUCUUUUCAAUUUAUAUUUUGUUUUGGUUUGUUUGAAGAUUUGAAUUUGAAUCAACUGGUGUUUUAAAUGUACAGGCUAACUGAGCCGGGACUUCUACAAUCGUAAAAUGAUUGUCCUAAUUUGCUAUCUCUAGAUUUCUACCUUCACAGAUUUUGGGAAACAUUUAUUCCUCCAUAUCCCCAAUCAGCAAAAUCUGAAUGUUUGUGAUCUUCACUAAGACUUCGGUUAAAUGUACAGAUUGCUUGACAUUGUGGAAUUUGUGUUUAUGAAAUAGCAAUACUGCAAUGUUUCACUUUUCUUUUUAAAUUUGAAAAUGCUGUCAAGUUGUUCUUGUAAUAAAUAUUUUGCUCUGAA